This is a messenger RNA of Salarias fasciatus (jewelled blenny), 2921 nucleotides long. Its product is annotated as methyltransferase-like protein 24. The record is from RefSeq and is a predicted model, not a curated record. The coding region runs from base 77 to 1414 and encodes 445 amino acids. The transcript has 5 exons. Lineage: Eukaryota; Metazoa; Chordata; Actinopteri; Blenniiformes; Blenniidae.
UCUGUUGAUGGUGAACUGGUGAAUUCGGUGCUUGUCGGCCACCAAAAUCGGCGAUCAGGCCAAAACUGACCGAGGAAUGCGCGUCGUCACCACAACCUCCCCCCCGGGGGGUCACGGCAAGGAGGAAGGAGGAGGGGAGUCCUCCUCAGCUGGGACUUUCCUCACUGCCCUCUGGGAAAAAGAGAGAAAUCACGGGGCACUGGGCCGGAGAUGCCUCCACAGAGCCGGAGGAGGAGGAGAAGGAGGAGGAGGAGGAGGUAUGCGGACCUGUGCGCGGUGGCCGGGCCGCGGCGGCGCUCGGUCCCUCCGCUCGGGAGCUCUGCUGCUGCUCGUGCCACCGUUUCUCCUCGCGCUCCAGCAGCUCCUCGUCGUGGGCUCGCGGCUCCCCGGAGCCCGCGCGCGGCCGUGGGGCGCAGGGGCAGGAGGAGGACGCGAGGGGCAGGACGGGAGGAUCGCCUUCACCGUGAUCAGCAUCGAGCCGGCGGAGAAGGCGCUCCGCCGGCGGCCAGGUGCUCGGCGGGAGGAGGAGGAGGAGGUGGAGGAGGAUGGGGAGCGGAGGGAGGGGACUCGCUUUUACGAGGAGAACGAGCUGCACUUGCGCCAGGUGGGACCCGGGGCCUUGAAGUUGCAGCCGUGGACGGCCGAUAAACCGUCCUUUGCGGCAGAACUCAGUCGUAUCAUCGCGCAUAUCACAAGGCCACAGCUGAACUGCUCCAGGGUUUUAUCUCCAGGGCAGGCUCAGGAAGUGCAGCGCCCCGCAGCUGCAGCCCACUGGCUGCUGUGUGCCGAGGACUGGCUCAUUCCAGCUGGAGACGGAGCGUGUGUUGCAUAUUCCUUCAGUAUGGACGGGAGAGACGCAGACUUCCUGAGGACCGUGUCAAGGCUGGGAUGUGAAGUUCACAGUUUUGAUCUCAGCAACUCCGAUGCAUCUGGUGGUCACCUUGGCAACAGUUUGGCGAGUAACCGUGGCGACGGAGGUGUGGUCAGCCAGCACAAGAUGUGGCUGGAGUGGCGGGCGCAAAAGAGACGCAAGCACAAGGCGAGAGGCAACCUGGGUGGCGUUUCUCAAACACUGGCGGAUAUCAUGGCAGCUCUGGGACAUCACACAGUGCACUUCUUGUAUGCUGACCUGAUGAGUGCUGAGUGGCGCGUUUUCCAGAGCUGGAUCGAGUCAGGAACACUUCAAAACGUCCAUCACCUGGUUGCCACCGUGCACCUGCAGUGGGCAGGUUUCGAGGUGGGCGGAACCAGCGAGGAAGUGCUCCGUUAUUGGUUCAGUGUUCUUCAGGGCCUUCAAGCCUCUGGACUCAAGCUGGUUCACAGCUCAGCAGGAGAGGGUCACAUUGUCCUGAAACAGACUGUAGAAAAUGCCUACAGCUCCUACACUCUGAGCUGGGUUAAUACACAACUCUGACGUUCUUACAGUGAGGAACAGAGCAGCACGUAGUCUCAAGCAGCUGGUGUCUAACAAGAAGGAGAACUGAAAAUAGCUGGUGGAGUAUAGGAGGGGUUUUUUUAAGUUGAGAUUUCAAGCACAUCAGCUCAUCUCCCUCUAGUGGACAUGAAAGGAUCUGCUCUGUGAUUGCAUAUUUUAGGGAAAUAGUGUUGUGUUCAUGAUUUGACCAAAUAUGGAGGAAAAAGACGGUUCAUCAGUAAGGCACAAUUUAUGAAAGGUAAUCAUGUCUCACUCUCAAAACAAAACGAAACAACGCACACUCUGUUAGAGGAGCAAUACCAAAGUAACAUACUUCAGAGUCAGAUUUGUCAGUAUUCCUGUAAGCAGUAAAUACUUUAAUAUGCAAUAAACCUUUGGCAUGAAGAGAGGUUUCACUUGAUUGUGCCGAUUGUAAAGGAUAUCAAAACUUCCUCUGUGAACUACACUAAAAGGCCAUGUCAGUACACUUGUACAGGAUCCAGUACGGCAUCAAUGCAGCUUUUACCAAAGCAACAUUGUCAAGUUUCUUAGGACAGCAAAGAAUUUUUAUUAAGCUUUGUGCUCAACUUGAGGUUGAAGGUUAAAGUUGUUCUAAGCUAGAUUGUAUUUUUACUGUUUGGACUUCCUGAUUGUUAAAACAUAAAGCUAUACUCCACAGGCAUUUCUGCAAAAAGCACAAUCUGCUUUUUUAACAUGUAAUGUUAGAAUGUAUAAUGAACAGUGUAUCAUCUGAAGGAACAUAAAUCCAGCCAAAAAUUAAGCAAGGUUGCAUGACAGCAGUAAUAUUUUAGUCAUGGUUGAAAGUGCAGAUGCUUGAGUUUAUCAACAUGGAGGGUGCUUAUGGAACAAUAUCAUGUGUUAUUUGGUAUUUGAGGUUGUUCCAUGAUCCAUGUGGGUUUAUGUUGUAUCAGAAGAACAUAUCUGACUGACCACCAUUGAGUUUUCACAUUCAUAUUUGCCUUUUGUUUUAUUUAUAGUCUUCAAAAGUGUUUUGUAAGUUAGGCCAAAGAGAAUAAUGAAGUCGAUCAGGACAUGAUGUUUUCUUGACAGGCCUGGGGUGAAAUAGAAAAGAAAUGUGAAGUGCUUUUGGGCGAUUUCCGCUGUUUAUCGAUUGUGUUGCACAAAUAAUAAAUCUGUUAUUUGCACUGCGCAUUUUAUUAAUACAAGUUAGCAUGCAAUGUUUGCAGUCUACCAGUCGCUCAGUAUAUCGAUCUUGCACAUUUUGUUAAUUUCACAGAUGAACUGUCCCCUAGCCCUGACCCUAGGAAGGAGCCACUAUUUGCGCAGCGCAGUCAGUGGAUCACACCCAUCACCCAAAAGUGCCUUACAGGAAUAUUUUCAUCCCACUGCUCACCUUGCAGUCACAUUAAGAAAAAGAAUGUAGAACGUGUGCAAUAAUAGAAAUAUUAUUGCACACAAAUAAAUGUCUGUAACACCGUUUCUUCCAAACCAUGUAUGCAAGAUGAUGCACAAUUUAAAUAAACAA